AAAAGACGUCUUGUUGCUCAGAAAGGAAUAUUAAUCAUCGCUCAGUGUUGUGACAUAUACAGUUACCUUAACAUUUGUUAUUAGGCUCUCAAAUUAAUCGCUGACGAUUUUUAGUGUAGUUAAAGAUGUCUACUCCAGCUAGAAGGCGACUCAUGCGAGAUUUUAAGCGGCUCCAGGAGGAUCCUCCAGCCGGCGUCAGUGGAGCUCCGUCGGAGAACAACAUCAUGGUGUGGAAUGCAGUUAUAUUCGGUCCAGAGGGAACGCCUUUUGAAGAUGGUACCUUCAAACUCACAGUUGAGUUCACAGAGGAAUAUCCAAACAAGCCCCCAACUGUGCGAUUUGUCUCAAAGAUGUUUCAUCCAAAUGUGUAUGCUGAUGGCAGUAUAUGCCUAGAUAUUCUUCAGAAUCGGUGGAGUCCAACUUAUGAUGUUUCUUCUAUUCUGACAUCAAUUCAAUCCCUUCUAGAUGAGCCGAAUCCCAACAGCCCCGCAAACAGCCAGGCAGCACAACUGUAUCAAGAAAAUAAACGGGAAUAUGAGAAACGGGUUUCAGCGAUUGUAGAGCAGAGCUGGAGGGACAGUUGACCACAUUCACAAACCAUGUUCUCUUUGAAAUGUUUGGCUCUGUUGUUGGGGGAUAGUUUUUCAAUUCUCCAUUUUUAAGUUUUUAUGCACUUUACUCAUGCAAGAUUGUGAUUUUUGUUUUAUUUCUUUCCCACAUUUUUGCCUGGACUGAUUUUCAACCCUCAUUAAAGGGUUAGUUCACCCAAAAAUGAAAAUUCUGUCAUUAAUUACCCUCAUGUCAUUUCAA
Messenger RNA from Sinocyclocheilus grahami, 810 nucleotides. Its product is annotated as ubiquitin-conjugating enzyme E2 A-like. The coding region runs from base 126 to 584 and encodes 152 amino acids. Lineage: Eukaryota; Metazoa; Chordata; Actinopteri; Cypriniformes; Cyprinidae. The record is from RefSeq and is a predicted model, not a curated record. The transcript is spliced from 6 exons.